This is a messenger RNA of Penicillium waksmanii, 1152 nucleotides long. RefSeq lists its product as uncharacterized. Gene Ontology annotation, molecular function: carbohydrate:proton symporter activity. The record is from RefSeq and is a predicted model, not a curated record. The transcript is spliced from 5 exons. NCBI's taxonomy places the organism in Eukaryota, Fungi, Ascomycota, Eurotiomycetes, Eurotiales, Aspergillaceae. Gene Ontology annotation, biological process: carbohydrate transport; transmembrane transport. Gene Ontology annotation, cellular component: membrane. Bases 1 to 1152 code for a protein of 383 amino acids.
AUGCUCCCAGGGGGGAUUCGAGGACUGCUUACUGGAUUCUAUCAACUGAGCAUUGUCACUGGUCUCACUCUUGCCUUUUGGAUCAACUAUGGCUGUAUCCUCCAUAUCGACGGACCUGCUCAGUACAUUAUUCCUCUUUCAUUACAAGCACUUCCGGCCGUUAUCCUCUUCUUUGGUAUGACUCUCGCAAACGAGUCUCCUCGAUUCCUGGCCCUGAAAUCACCAGAGAAAGCUCUGGCUGUUUUAUCCAAAUUGCGUGGUCUAUCCGCAGACCAUCCCUACGUACGAGAUGAAAUGGAGGGCAUCCUUCUGCAGCUAGAAGAAGAGCGAUCGUUGGGAGCGCAAGGCUCUGGACUUUCGCUUGUUAAGGAAGCUUUCACGACUCGAGCUAAUCGACGACGCACAUUUCUUUGCAUCACGUUAAUGAUGUGGAGUAACUUGACAGGAACCAAUGCUAUGACGUAUUAUAGUCCUGAUAUUUUCAGCAGCAUGGGAUUAUCGGAUUCAUCCGCGGGACUUUUUGCAACUGGAAUUUAUGGCAUAGUCAAACUUGUGGCUUGUUUUAUUUUCAUAAUCUUCGUGACUGAUUCCCUGGGCCGAAGAAAGAGUCUUCUUUGGACUGGUAUCGUUCAGGGUCUCAUGCUAUUUUAUAUUGGCUUUUAUAUUCGCUUUGAUCCGCCGAGUGGUGAUUCGGGGCCCACCUCGGCGGGAUAUGUCGCAUUGGUUGCCAUUUACAUUUUUGCAGCUGUCUAUCAAUUUGGCUGGGGACCUAUUGUUUGGACAUACUGCUCGGAAAUACCCGGCGCUCGUCUCCGACCUCUUCAAAUGGGGAUGGCUACAGCUAGUCAGUGGUUGUUCAAUUUUGUGGUGGCUAAGGCUACGCCAAGUAUGUUUGCAACUUUGGGUGUCAAUGGUUUCGGGACGUACUUCAUAUACGGGUCCUUCUGCUUCACUAUGGUUGUGUUUGCAUGGUUCUUUGUACCAGAAACGAAAGGGUUGUCACUCGAAGAUAUGAAUGAGCUAUUUGAACAAAAAAAUCUGAGGGCAAAAUUCACUCCUUCUCGUUUUGAUGGCAGAGGAGACGAUCCAGAGCUGAAGGCAGAAUUCCAUCCCUCCACUGAGCAUGUGGAUUAUGUUAAGAGGACUGUUUAG